Messenger RNA from Penicillium longicatenatum, 927 nucleotides. RefSeq names its product purine-nucleoside phosphorylase. Gene Ontology annotation, molecular function: purine-nucleoside phosphorylase activity. Gene Ontology annotation, cellular component: cytoplasm. Bases 1 to 927 code for a protein of 308 amino acids. The record is from RefSeq and is a predicted model, not a curated record. Lineage: Eukaryota; Fungi; Ascomycota; Eurotiomycetes; Eurotiales; Aspergillaceae. Gene Ontology annotation, biological process: nucleoside metabolic process. The transcript is spliced from 6 exons.
AUGGCGUCAACUGAGCUGUCUGCCCUCGAGCUGGCCCACGAGGCGGUGCUUUUCCUGAAUAGCCGACUUCCCGAGGGUCUGCAAAACCCAAAGGUUGCAGUCGUCUGUGGCUCUGGAUUGAGUGGCCUGGCGGACACAGUCCAAGCAGGCCCUCGCAUGGAAUUCGACUACGCCUCCAUUCCUCAUUUCCCUCGUCCAACCGUUGCGGGACAUGCGGGCAAGCUGGUGUUUGGGCUCCUAGGCCAGAAGAUUCCCGCGGUAUUCAUGGUUGGCCGUGCCCACUACUACGAAGGAAAUUCGAUGGAUCAAGUGACAUUUCCCAUUCGCGUGUUCAAGCUCCUAGGAGUGGACACGGUCGUGCUGACCAACGCGGCUGGAGGACUCAAUCAAGAUUUUAACCAUAUCUUCCUGGCAGGCCUCGCUGGAAUGCAUCCUCUAAGAGGACCCAAUAUCGACGAUUUCGGGGUCCGCUUUCCACCUUUAUCGGAUGCAUAUGACCUCGAUUUGCGUCGACAUGUCCACCAGGCGUGGAAAGAAAUCACCCCUUCGCAACCUACUCGAAAAUUACACGAGGGAGUAUAUGCUUUUGUCGGAGGCCCAACUUAUGAAACAAGGGCCGAGAGCCGCAUGCUUCGAAUGCUGGGUGCUGAUGUGGUAGGCAUGUCCACCGUGCCCGAAAUUGUGGUGGCAAGGCAUUGCGGCAUUCGUGUGCUCGCAUUCACCCUGGUCACAAAUUGCGCAGUCUUAGCUCCUGUUCCUCGGGGAGAUGAGCAAUUGCUCCAAGGAAAAGACGCCAGUGAGCUCAAUGCAAUGCUGGGCGAGGGCAAGGCAACACAUGAGGAGGUCCUGGAAGCUGGCCGCACAGCGGCUUUGGACAUGCAGGUUAGGAGUCCUCUUGCAUACUCUGACCAGAAGAUCCGCAGCUAA